Haemonchus placei is the source of this 3027-nucleotide messenger RNA. The record is from the annotation of a GenBank genome assembly. Lineage: Eukaryota; Metazoa; Nematoda; Chromadorea; Rhabditida; Trichostrongylidae.
AUGGGACGGGAAGCAGCGUUCAACAAACGAACGUCAUCGUCUAUGGCGGUGGUGAUGUUUUGUGGCAAGCGAUUCACCCCAGGCAGUACUUGUCCUGACAACAAAAUUUAUGUGUACGUGAACGAUUCGGCUCACGACAGGACGCCGUACGUCUUUGUGGAGUUGUACGCGGAUGGGCUUCAGGAUUGCAUUCGAAAGUGUUUUGGCAAUCAGUUUUGCUACUCACUGAAGUAUGACGUAAAUGCUGUCGAGCGAUGUUCCCUGUACUAUUUUGCCGCUUAUAAUUGUACUGGGAAGGAUCUGGUCUUAGCCAGUUCUGUCCAGUACACUGGAGGAGCAGUUACAAUUGACUGUCUGCGAUGUCCAGCAAAUGGCGAUUUUGUCACAGCCCCACCAUUCGACACCUUCACCGAUCAGAGCAUUGUUGCCAAGGAUUCCGAAGGCAGAACGAUCUUUUCGAAACCACUCAGUAAAGAAGUAACCGAUAACAUCGAAUCGAAACUAAGCGGACCUCCCAUAACUGGUAAAACGACUUCGGAACUACGUGUCACUGUCCCAAAACGAGAAUGCUCUGGAAGUUUGAAAUUCUUGUAUACAAAUAAUAUCGAUCGGGAAACAGUGCAAUUAUUAUGGAAUGAGACCACUGUGACCUCGGGCGAUGAAUGCGCUCAACUAUGCUUCGACAUGAAGUGUGGAUUUGCAUUCUACAACCCGACCGAUAAAUCAUGUCGCUUAUCGGCGAAUACCGAAGACGUUGUGGAUCGUUCCACUUGCGACGUUUCUAGCGAUCACUUCAAGAUCACCAUUCCAGAAGGCGAACCUCUCCAAAUCACUUGUGUUACCUGUGACAACGAACCCACACACACGACAGAAGUUCCGGAAAAAGCUGCUCCAAAACCGUCAACGGAAUUCAAUGUUGACUCUCCUGCUCACGCCGCUCACCAACAGCCAGAUCAUGCGGUCCCUGAAGUGAGCACCCACGUCGACCAACACCCAGAUCAAGCGGUUCCUCAAGUGAGCACACUCUAUCCAGCGAUUAUUUUCAUUUGUUUGCUUUUGUGCAAGAUUGUACAGCAUUCAAAGGUGGUCUAUAGCGACACUACCGUUCAGGCAGGAUCUAACGCAUGCAUAAUAAACUUCCAAUUAGAUGAAGAAGCAGACACUUUGAAUUUUAAUCAUUACGAAGUGGAGAAAGUGGAAAGCGUGAACGACUGUGCACGAAUCUGCUUCCGUGGAGGCUGUGCUGCUGCGGUAUAUUCACCUCGAAGGGGCGAAUGCUUGCUGGGAGCGAAUUACAGAGACACCUGUACAAAUGCUCCCUCAACUAUACGAUAUCUUAAGCAAGACGAUGUCAAAUUACAGUGUUUCCGUUGCGGGUCUCCCAAAAACUUCGAAGCGGAAUUAGCUCAAACAUCAGUUACCACAACGGAAUCUGUGGAGAAAUCUCACCAAAAAGAUGUAGAACAUAGCAACGUCCACGAAGACCAGACAACGGUUGCCACAACUACAACGGAAUCCGUGGAGACAUCUCACCAAGGAGAUGUAGAACAUGGCAGUGCCCACGAAGACGAAGCAACGGCUACCACAACGGAGUCUGUGGAGGAAUCUCACCAUGAAGAUUCAGAACAUAGCAACGCCCACGAAGACCACACAACGGUUACGACAACGGAAUCAGUGGAGAUAUCACACCAAGAAGAUGUAGAACAUAGCAAUGCCCCCCAAGACCAGACUCCACCUACGGAAGCCUCCACCGAUGCUAGCAUGGACCAUGAUGAAGCGAUGUCAACUACGAAAUCGUUAGCUGUUGUCAACCCAGAAAAAGAGGAAACAACACCUACUGUCAGAAAAAAUUGUCUUAUCAAAUUCCAAGCAAGUCCAUUCUCGCAACGCCCUUCAGAAAUUGAAGAUAAUUUCGAGGUGGAGCUUCAAGUAGAUUCAGCAGAACUUUGUGCGACUCGCUGUUAUCAGGACGGAUGCAGCACUGCGAAAUAUGACCCGAAAGCUGGCUCCUGUGCUCUUUCGUACAUCGGCAAACAGUAUUGUAGUAGAGGAGAUGUGGUUCUACAUUACAAAGCCGAAGAAGUUACCUGGAUUCACUGCGUGAACUGCUAUACCCUGAAAGAGAACGGCAAAGAAGGAACAUCAGAAAAUCCCCCUGGCGCUUCAAUGACAGUCAAAGCCGAGACUGAUGCAACCACUCCAACUCCUUCCGAGGGCACUUCCGAGACAACUGUUUCCAGUCAGUCGGAAACAUUAUCGGAAACGUCCACUCCAUCUGCACCAGAAUCCAGCCUUACAACCAGCAAGUCACCGACAGAAGCAGAAGGCGUUUCUCAUAAACCCACUCUAGGAGACGAAUUCCAACGAGGAUGUCUCAUCAAGUUCCAAGCGAGUCCAUUCGAACAACGACCGAAGGAAUUCACGGCUCCUUUCGAACUCGUACUCCCUGUUGAUUCGAUCGAAUUAUGCGCCACCCGUUGCUAUCAGGAUGGUUGCUCUGCCGCAAAGUAUGAGCCUGCCGACAAGAAGUGCUCACUGUCAUAUAACGACAAACCAUUCUGUAGCAGUGGCCCCGUUACACUUCAUUACGAAGCGAGCAACACGACUUGGAUUCACUGUGUCAAUUGCUAUCGUUUCAAGGAUUCCGACAAGCCUGAGUUUUCCGAGCAGAUUGAAGGUGAAGUAAAGGAGGAAGUCAGUGCUCAAACAACUCCUAAAACGAUGACCAGCACGAGUUUGGAGGGUGUCACCACCGGGUUACCCCGCGAAAUAGGGGAGCCUGUCGUGGUACUGCCUAAUCGAACUAGAGGCGAGAAUGCCUCUCAUUUCCAGAAAGGCUGCGCAAUCAAAUUCCAAGCUCGGCCACUUUCUGAGAGACCUCCCGAAUUCCAAGCUAAGUUCGAAGUCGAAGUGCCGGUGGACUCCGUGGAAAUGUGUGCGACAAGAUGUUAUCAGUACGCGCUACAACGAUUGAUGAGGCAAAUCGGUGUUUCUAUGAAAUGUGUCACAACAAAAAGUAGAAGUUAA